AUGACAAUACAUCUGAAAAAACAAAAGAGGUUAAAUCUUACCAGCAUGUCGGGCCGGCGCCGGUGGUGGUUCACGACCGGCAAGUGCGUUUUCUCCCGGAAUCCGAUAACCGAGACAAACCGUGAGCUGGCGGUGGUCGGGGGGAGGGGUCAGUUCCGAUUCGCGAAGGGUUUUGUGCUCGUGAAAACGCACUCGCUCGAUACGAUUAGCGGUGAUGCAGUGCUCGAGUACAAUGCGGAGGUCGUGCAUCAUUGA
Messenger RNA from Striga hermonthica, 255 nucleotides. Lineage: Eukaryota; Viridiplantae; Streptophyta; Magnoliopsida; Lamiales; Orobanchaceae. The record is from the annotation of a GenBank genome assembly.